AUGGAACCUCCACCUAACCCGCCCAGUCUCCUCUCCCAAUUCUCCACAACCUCCACCGCUGAUCCCCCCUCCUCCCCCCCGAUCCAGUCCGGUGAACUCCGCCAUAAAGCCAUCCUCCGCAAAAAGGAAGCAGAAGUUCAAUCUCUUCUCCAAGAAGUCCAGCGGUUAUCAACACUCCUCUCCGCUGGGGGAGGGAAGACUGGUCAAUUCACGGUAGAUCCAGCUAUCGAUCGCGCAUUCCGUACCCUCAAAUUCCAGUUGGACGCAAAAGAUGAGGAGAUUAGUAAGCUACGUGAAGAUCUCGAAGUCUUGUCGGCGUCCGACAAUGUCAACGCCGUACCCCUCGAAACAAGCGCCCUCCUCCGCCGCCUCCACACAAAACUCUCCCAAACCCUCUCCGAAAACCGGACACUGGGCUCCAUGCUCUCCGCCUCCCGCUCCGCGCAGCGCGAGCUCGAGUUAUCACUGCGUGUUCGCGAAAACGAGGUUUUGCGUGCACGAGUGUCGGAGUUGGAAGGGUUGGUGGGCGAGAUGGAUCGGGAGCAGGAGGAGAUGGUGGGGGUUGUUGAGGGGUUGAGGGGGACGGUUGGAAGGUAUGAGGAGAAGUAUGGGAGGCUUGAUUGA
Molecule: messenger RNA, 624 nt
Organism: Saitoella complicata NRRL Y-17804
Lineage: Eukaryota; Fungi; Ascomycota; Saitoellomycetes; Saitoellales; Saitoellaceae
Exons: 3
Coding region: 1-624 (207 amino acids)
Biological process (GO): regulation of alternative mRNA splicing, via spliceosome
Cellular component (GO): nucleus
Source: RefSeq, a predicted model, not a curated record